Messenger RNA from Aspergillus tanneri, 1602 nucleotides. RefSeq lists its product as uncharacterized. Bases 1 to 1602 code for a protein of 533 amino acids. The transcript has a single exon. The record is from RefSeq and is a predicted model, not a curated record. NCBI's taxonomy places the organism in Eukaryota, Fungi, Ascomycota, Eurotiomycetes, Eurotiales, Aspergillaceae.
AUGUCCCAGACCACCCCCUUACUACCACCAUGUGAAUCACCGCCAGAGACCCCGCAACCCCUCGCGACCUCCCUCGUUCACCGAUGUCAAACUCUCCUCUCCGAACUUGACGCAUUCAAGACCCUCCUCGUACAAACGCAACGCAACCCACAAAUCGUUGAGGUGCGCUCUCUACGGUCGAAUGUACUCUCGGAGCUGAAAACCCUCGACGGUCUAGUCGAGCGGGUGCUUGCCGUCGGGGAUGAUCCGGAUGACGAGACGCAGCGGGCACUGAUACAUGCGCUGCGGUCCUCGAAUCUACCCUUUUACGAAACGGUGUGGAUGAUUGCGAAGAGGACGUGUUCGGGACUGGUCACGUUUGGAAAGCGGUUUUACUGGGGGGGAGAAGGAGGGAUGGAAGAUGGAGAUGGGGAUGGGGCGAAGAAACGGCCGAGUAAGGAUAAACGGAAGAGUGUCUAUGUGGAUAUUGUGGCAGAUGAUGGAGAGGAAUGGGUGAAGGUGUCGACGGUGUCGGAGACGAGGCUGUUGUUUGAGAUGGCUAAGAAGGGUUGGGAGGCUGAUUCAGAGGCAGGAUCGGUAGAGGAAGGUCGCACCAUCUUGCAGAACUUCAAUGGUCGUCAGGGCGGGGACGAGGAAGGGUAUGGAGAAGAAGAUGAGGAUGAUGAGAUUGAACUGGUGAAAUUGGCAAGUGAGAUGAGGAAGGCUGCCAAUAGUACUAGGAUCAAUUACAGACAUCCUCGUCUACGCAUUGUGAUCCCGAAGAUCGAGGAAGGGGAAAGUCCUGAAAUUGACGAUCUGUUAAAGGUAAUUCGAAGCUAUGGGAUCGUAGUGGAUUGUGGGGAGAAUGCACUUGGCUGCAAUUCAGAUAAGGAAGAACAUCCCAAGCCCAUGACUUCUCUUCAAGAAGAACUGCGUCAGCUUCUGCCCACCCCAUUCAAACGAUUCACCUCCGCCCUGAACGUGGACUGUACGCUGUUGCUUGCACUCGUGUCGGAUCUGUCUCAUUUCAAAAACAUACCUCCUUCUCCGUCGUAUCAUAGAGCUAUCCUUCGCCAACUCGAGGUGGAAAGUGAGCGUCCUCUGUUAUCCACGGAGCUCUGGCCAGCCAUGAAUGCACACGAGCUGGUUUGCACGGAUGAGGCAGCAAAACGAAUGCGUGAAAUUGUGGAUGUAAUUGGUACCGAUACUGAGAAGAAAAGGGCGGAGAUCAUCAUGGGGGACCCUCCACACAGCCAACGCGAUCCCAAUUCCCUCAUUCAAGACCUCCAGGAACUAUCUGACUAUGAAAUUCCGCCACACUGGAAGCUUCCCAUAAAGACAGUGCAUGCGACGUCUGUAAUUGACUCGGCAAGACAAAAUGGCCAGCUGCCUCCAGUAUCCCACCAAGUUACGGGGAUAUUGUCCGAUAUCAAUUACAGUGUUUUCAUGUAUGGAUGGGCCGCCGGUAUGACGACGAUAUCCAGCAAUCGCACUGUUGUCAAGCAGAUUGAGACCACGGUGGAAAAUCACAGAAACGGUAAUGAGAAUCUUGAGGGACCAUCGAUAUGGGUUUGUGACACGGCUAGGAGUUUAGUGGGUAAAGGAAAAGAUCGAAAAAACUAG